This is a messenger RNA of Neltuma alba, 1419 nucleotides long. Its product is annotated as GLABRA2 expression modulator. Lineage: Eukaryota; Viridiplantae; Streptophyta; Magnoliopsida; Fabales; Fabaceae. The record is from RefSeq and is a predicted model, not a curated record. The transcript is spliced from 4 exons. Bases 226 to 1113 code for a protein of 295 amino acids.
CAUCUUGUUCGCGCUAGAAAAAGUCAAUGAUUCAAUUUUGGUCCAAAUCAUCAUCAUCCUUUCUUUCUUUACCAAUUCAAAUGCCUCUCCAAUUCUCAAUCCCAAAUGGUGGCUUCUAAUUCUUUGCCGAGUCAGAAAAGGUAACGCAUUGUUGAACACUCACGCGCCGCCCCACGCGCCCUCAAUUACUGCCUCCGGAUCCCAAUUUUUUUUUUUUUUAUCCCCAUGGAGCAUACGAAAACGGAAUCCGACCACCCCGGUCAAACCAAGGUCCCAGAGCCGGAAAGCAAAUCUGAUCCGAAGGACUCAGCUCCAGGAGCUAAUGGAGAUGGUAAUGCGGGGAUUGCCGUUAACGCAGCGCACUCGGGAUCGGAAUCGGAUUCCGUGGGUCCUGCAGGGACAGUGAAACGCACCGUAUCGACCGGAAGCAUCAGGAAGUCUGUACAUUGGAACCCCGAUUUGGUUUCUGAAACCACCUUUGUGGCUUCGCCAGAACGAUUUCGUUCGAACAGUCUGUCCUCCUCUAUGUCCCAGACUUCCGUCAAUGUCAAGGAUACGUUAGAUACGGUUCGUAAUGUGCUAGGAAGAUGGGGAAAGAAGGUUGGAGAAGCGACGAAGAAGGCUGAGACUCUGGCUGGAAACACUUGGCAGCACUUGAAAACAAGCCCGAGUUUUACUGAAGCUGCUCUGGGAAGAAUUGCCCAGGGAACAAAGGUUCUAGCAGAAGGAGGCUAUGAGAAAAUUUUUCAACAGACGUUUGAGACAGUUCCAGAGGAAAAGCUCCUGACUUCUUAUGCCUGCUAUCUAUCCACAUCAGCUGGUCCAGUAAUGGGAAUUUUGUAUAUAUCCACAGAGAAGAUUGCUUAUUGUAGUGACAAUCCUAUUUCAUAUAAAUCCGACAACCGAACAGAGUGGAGCUAUUAUAAGGUGAUCAUCCCAUCACACCAGCUGAAGGUAGUUAAUCCCUCAUCAAGCAGAACCAAUGUUGCUGAAAAAUACAUCCAGGUGGUCUCUGUCGACAAUCACGAGUUUUGGUUCAUGGGCUUCUUGAACUAUGAAGGGGCUGUUGAUUCCCUGCAAGAAGUUCUGCAAGCCAACGAGCAACCAUCUUAAGAAUGGAAGCUGUCUGCAUUGUCUAGAUUUUCACCCUAUUAAAUACAUUGUGUAUCUUGUAACAAAGUUUAAAAGAUUUGAAAAUUCUGGUCCUGGGGCAGUUGGUUUAAGUAUCCCGUUCCCUGCAAAUUUUUGACAGUUUUGUGGAUAAUUGGAUGUAGGUGUAGGCUUCAUACCUAAUGCCAUUUGAGGGGAUCUCCAAGGUAUUAUAGUUUAUAGAAAUGUUUUCUGGUUAUUACCCUCUCACCAAUCUUUGCCAUAACUCGUUAUGUCAAAACCAGUUAGCAACAAUCUUUUUGGUCUUUA